Molecule: messenger RNA, 1494 nt
Organism: Tachysurus vachellii
Lineage: Eukaryota; Metazoa; Chordata; Actinopteri; Siluriformes; Bagridae
Exons: 6
Coding region: 47-1120 (357 amino acids)
Source: RefSeq, a predicted model, not a curated record
CCAGAAAGAGCAAAAGAAGAGUAGAAGUGAAUUGAAGCUUCAUUCCAUGAUGAAAAGCCUCCUCAUUUUUACCCUCUCCCUAAUAUCAGGUCCAGUGGGCUGUGUUGUGACUGGCUACUCAGGAGGAUGCGUCAUUAUAAUAUCUGAUCUAAAAUGGGGUUCAGGAUUUAGUACAUAUAUUUGUAAGGUGGGAAGCAUAUCAUGCACAGAUAUAAUACGUACUGACACCACAGAAAAUUUUGUUCAAGAGGGAAGAUUCAAGCUGUAUAAAAACAAUAAUAGAUUUUUGAGAGUGUUAAUCAGGAGGCUGAAGCCACAGGAUACUGGAGUGUACAGAAUAGGAGUAGAGGAUCAGACGCCCAUUGAUGUGAAACUGACUGUUCUUAAUGAUUCUUGUUGUGAUGGACCAAAAACAGUGAAUGUUUUUCCUGGACAGAAUAUCAGCAUCAUCUCUAACUAUCCUGUGAUUUACAACAGAUACUACAAGUAUAUCAUGAAGCUUGAAAGUAGCAGUGAUUUUAGUGCCAUUGUAGAUACUUACAAUAAACCCCAGAACAACAGAUUCUCCAUUUCUGAUGACAGAAGUGCUAAAGUUGUUGGUAUGAGCAUCAGUAAUGUGAGAGAAGCCGAUGAUGGAGAUUAUUUGUAUGGAAUCUACAUCAAAAAGACUUUAAUCCAGCAUUUUUCCUUCUUCAUGGAGAUUCAACUGCAUGUUAGAGAAUCCUCUGUUAACACCACCAGCAUCAUCAUCAUCAUCAGUGUAUGUGUGCUGCUGAUUGCAGGAUUUACACUGUUGGUCUCAAAACUGAGACACAAGGGAAAUCAAGGUUCAAGACCUUCAUCCCAAGACAAUGAACAUGCUCCUUCUGUUAAUGUGAACGAUCUGCCUAAUUUACCCCCAAAUGAAAACUUGAACAUCAAAAUGAGACCGAAUGAUCAGAAUCUGGAUUCAUCAACAAACCAGUCCGAUUCAACGUACCAAACACUGGACCCACUGACCAACCAAUCAGAUUCAAGCUACAUGUCUCUGAGUAACACUGCCGACCAAUCACAUUCACACUACCAAUGUCUGAAUGCUAGAACUCAGGUGAACUCAGUUUACCAGACCCUUCAUUCUUAAUGCUUUCAUUUUUUAUUCUUUUUGAGUUUUAAGUUUGAGCAUGUUGUUAAUUGAAAAUACUCACCUCAGAAUGUUAAUAGUUAAGCCUAAUAACUGAUUAUUUACCAAUAACAGCACCACAUUGCUUUUUCUUUUUCUGGGUUUUUAUGUUAACUGUGUAACCUUUGAAAUGUUAUUUGAUGUGAAAACAAAUGCUGUACACAUCAUCUAUAUGUGAAUGAAAUGUUGGUGAUGUGGUGAAAUGGUUUAACUGACCAUUAUGAGUUGGUGAAGAUUGUAUCAUAACACCUGAGUGAAAGUUUUUAUUGUGUACAUGUCAGUAUUAUAAGUGUAUUUGCAUAUGAAGUGAAAUUUGACUGCAAAUUCAAACAAUA